Molecule: messenger RNA, 405 nt
Organism: Yamadazyma tenuis ATCC 10573
Lineage: Eukaryota; Fungi; Ascomycota; Pichiomycetes; Serinales; Debaryomycetaceae
Gene: CTF8
Product: Ctf8p
Biological process (GO): mitotic sister chromatid cohesion
Cellular component (GO): Ctf18 RFC-like complex
Source: RefSeq, a predicted model, not a curated record
AUGCCUAGCGUGAAUCUCAACUACAGCCAGAUUUUACCGGGCUUGAAAGACCCUGCUCCUGGACCAGAAGUGAUCUCCACACCAUUCGGGCGCUCACUUCUAGAAAUCCAAGGCGUGUUGAACGUACCCAAAGAGAAAAGUGCUGGUCUUGAAUAUAUCACGGUGGAUGAUAUCCACGAAGCAGUCAAGUUUGGAAAACUUAGGUUCGAUGAAAAAGACAAGUCCAAAGUCACGCUACUCAUUGGAAACUCCCAAAGACUUGUGGGAACAAUGGCCAAUUUGGACACUCCUUUGGGGCUACUCAAGAUCCCGUGCAAUGAAGACGGGUCCCAAUCUCAAAUAGACAUGGUGGAUAUAAUACGAAAGAAGAUUAUCUUUAAGCACCGACCCUUGCCCAUCAUGUGA